AUGCGACCGAUACCGGGCGGCGACGCCCUCACUCCUGCUGUUAAGCCGCGCUCUCGCAAGUCGAGCAUCGACCCGGUUGCCCCUGUAUCCCAUGUACCCACUUCCUUCGUCUUCAAACGAUUCGAGGACCUGGAGCAGACCGCACCUCCGCUUCAUGCUGCAACCUCUUCGGCAAGGCACGAGGAUCACGGCACUUACGGAGUGCAAAGUCUCGCAGACACACUCGAAGCUGCAUUUGGUCCCGAAGAUGCGCCAAAGCGCACCGACUCGCUCAAGGCAGAGAGAACAAAGGGCCAUGCUGCAAAGAGCCCAAGGCCGGUGUCGCAUGGCUCGUCGAUUGAUUCAGCAACGUUACCCGAGGACACCAGGGCAAACAAGACUUGGAAAUUGAAGAGAAAUCAUUCCAACCACGGUUCCUAUAUACCCUUGAAGCUGCCUGGCGCAGACGUGUCCUCCUCAUACCCUACUUCUGCCAUGCCUAGUACACCGACGUCUGCUUCGAUAACAUCGCUCAAACUGUCCGACGAGGAUUCCAUCAUGGAUGAAACUGUUAGUCAAGCUGCCAUGUCCAGCGCAGGCGAGGAGGACCAUGUCGAGAUACAGCAGGAUGGCCUAUCUUUUCCACAACUUGUCAUGCCCGUAAUGCAAAUGCCGACAAGACGACCUUUUACGACAAAAGGCAAGGCUAUGAGUAAACUAAAGUUGAUGGUUGUAGGCGAAACAGGAGUCGGCAAGUCGUCUCUCGUUCGAUCCAUCGUGCAGGCAUGCGAAGACAUUGUACACGUAGAUCCUCUACCAACCCCCCAAUCAACCUCACGGCCACGUGCAUCUAGAUCCAAAUCCCGUGCAAGCAAGCCAGCACAUGCAGGUACCACACGAGUGACAGAGAUUCAUGCAAGCACGAAGCCCUACCCGCAUUGGUGGACUGAUUUGGACGACUCUCGUGCGCCGAAGAAGAGAAAGGGUACUAGUGAUAGUGUUCUGGAGAGGAACAUUUGUUUUGUUGAUACACCCGGAUACUUCCCAGGACCGACAGAAGCAGACGACAUAGGCACCGUUGUCAACUACGUGGAAUCUCUCUUUUACCAGACUUCUUCAGUUGUAUCACUGGAAGAUAGCGAUGCGCUCGGACUUGUCAGCGGUAAUGGCGGCGUCCUUGUGGACGUUGUAAUUUACCUACUAGCGCCUGGCAAAGACAUCAGCAAGGAUAUUGAGUAUAUGCAGCGUUUGUCAUACCUCACCAACGUCAUUCCCAUUAUAGCGAAAUCGGAUACCCUUUCUGCGCACGAGGUUGUAGCAUUGAAGACCUCCAUCCUCGCUCAGUUACAAACGACCGCCUUUAGACCCUUUUUCUUUGGAGAAACUAUCGAUGAUGCGUUACUUAAUGUGCAGGGCCUCUCUCUACCAAAGACUCCAGUAUCUAGUGCUUCAAGCGAAGAGAACCAGUAUCCCUUUACGACAUCCACCUAUCCAUACGCAGUAUCCUCUACUCUUGGCCUGGACCAUGAUAACAUGGAUGCAUCGCUGCUUAUGUCGCCAGACUAUGUGCAACCUCUUUUGCCUUCAGAGUUGACAGCACUAGUGAACCAAAUAUUCGACCCCGAGUCUAUUACUUGGCUUAGACAUUCUGCAGCAAAGAAAUUCGUGGCAUGGCGGCAUAGGGUAAAGCUUCCUGGCGAGUCGAUCAUGGUGCGAAGCAUCGCUCAACCACGCAGUCCAACAACAGCAUCGAUAGGACUCAACGGAGCUACUUCUAAUCCAUCUCUAGCAUCUUCCGUCUUCUCCGCCACCUCACCAUCAGGUGUCCUAGUACCCGGCUCAGGAUCGCCCUUCUACCCUUCAAACCUCCAAUCCCCAAUCCUCGCCUCAUCCACAUCCCUCGCCAACUCGGAAGCCCUCGAGCCCCCACCCAACUUCUCCCUAGCGCGAUACGGUCACGCUCCGCAAGGCGACCAACGUUUCAGUGAAAUCCGAAUUGCAAGAUGGGCCACGGAUCUCCAGCGCAGCCGCCGCAACGAACGCGACCGCUUCGACGAACUCCAAAGCAAAGAACGCGCCAGAUGGAUGCUUGAAUGCGUCAACGAAGAAGCUGCCAAAGGCUCACUAGUUGCAACAUCUCCUGGUGCGGCGCCCAGAGCCGAAUGGGCAAUGGUUAGACACGGUGAUGAGAAAAAUACGCGCGGUAUUGGAAAUCGCUAUGCUAGAGCGAUGGUUGGACUUGAUUCCCGCGAUCCCCUUGGGUUGUGCAAUCUCAGCGACGAACUUAAGAGAAGGAGCUAUGCGCUUGUCAAGGUCCUUGGGGGUGUUAGUGUCCUUGGUGCUGUUAUUAAAGUACACCAAACGCGUGUAGAUUUUGAGUACACCAAGAUCCUAUAA
This is a messenger RNA of Bipolaris maydis ATCC 48331, 2376 nucleotides long. NCBI's taxonomy places the organism in Eukaryota, Fungi, Ascomycota, Dothideomycetes, Pleosporales, Pleosporaceae. The record is from RefSeq and is a predicted model, not a curated record.